UUCUCAUCCUCAGAGAGAGGCUUAGGCCAGAGCAUCUUUCCCCGCUGAAAGUAAAACCUCUUGCACUCUACUCUCUCCUCUUCUCCGCUAAAAAUAUUGAUAUCCAUUUAGAAUCCCUAAUCACACAUUCUGCCGAGGGAUGGCAGGUGGCUCCCACCCCAAAUCCUCGACUCAAAAACCCCCCCCCUCCUCCUCUUCCUCCACCCCUGCCCCCGACCGCAAAUCCCGUUGGGAAUCCACCGCCACCAACAACAACAAUCCACAACCACGGCAAUCCAACCAGAAACUCCAUAAACCAAACCCUACCCCAAAGCCCAACACUGGCCCAUCCCCCAAGCCCGCUACUUCUACUGCAUGCCCAAUCCAACCUCCACAAGUCCCUCCGUUCCCAUUCCCAGACCUUGGGCCUCCUCCACCACCUACAUACGGCUUUCACAUGCUUGAACGCCGCACUAUUGUGCUCGCCAACGGCAGCGUCCGCUCUUACUUAGCUCUCCCACCAGAUUACCAAGACUUCCCUCGUCCUCCUCUUCCGCCGCGGUUCCUUCACCGGGGGGGCCACCUCGACUUUCUCCCCACUGGGCCCCGCUUCCCUCCAUCGAACCCUGAUGCGUUAGGUUUUCAAAACCAGAAUCAAAAUCAAAAUAAGAGGAAAUUUGAUGAGGAAUCAGUGAAGCAAGGGAAUAGUAGUAGUAGUUAUUCAAAUUGGAAAAAUUACACUUUGGGGCCGGAUAAUCGAGUUUCCGGAACGACUAGUGUGGCGGGUGAAAUGAGAGCAGGAAAGCAAAUGAGGAUUGGUAGUGGUGAUGAUGUAGGGUUGGCUAAUAGAAAUAAUAACAGGAAUUUUGAUGAAGUGAACCAGAGUGAAUUAAAGAAAGCCUUUUUUCAUUUUGUGAAGGUGAUUAAUGAGAAUGAGACCGACAGAAAGAAGUAUUUAGAGGAUGGCAAGCAGGGGCGGCUUCGGUGUGUGGCUUGUGGCAGGUCUUCCAAAGACUUCCCAGACAUGCAUGCGCUUAUAAUGCACACGUAUAGCUCAGAUAAUGCAGAUGUGCGUGUGGAUCACUUGGGCUUACAUAAAGCUCUCUGUAUUCUAAUGAGAUGGAAUUAUUCGAUGCCUCCUGAUAACUCAAAGGCCUAUCAGUUCUUACCUGCUGAUGAAGCAGGGGCAAACCAGGAUGAUUUGAUUAUGUGGCCACCAAUGGUGAUAAUUCAUAACACAAUUAGAGUGAAGAGUAAAGAUGGGCGAAUGGAAGGUUUGGGAAACCGAUCAAUGGAUAGCAAAAUGAGAGAUCUUGGAUUUGUGGUUGGCAAGUCAAAGUCCUUGUAUGGAAGAGAUGGUCAUCUAGGCAUUACUCUUGUAAAGUUUGGUGGUGAUCAAUCAGGACUGAAAGAGGCUAUACGGAUGGCAGAAUACUUUGAGAAGGAUAAUCAUGGACGCAAGGCUUGGGGUUGCCUACAGCCUGUGACAUUGGGCAAGGAUGACGAGAAAAAUCCGAGCCUUGUGAAGGUGGAUCAGAGUGGGGAAAAAACCAGGAUUCUAUAUGGUUAUCUUGCAACAGCUGCUGAUCUCUACAAGGUUGAUUUUGAGACAAGGAAGAAGGUUGUGAUUGAGAGCCUGCGGGAAUACGAAGCAUCCAAGUAGAUUUGUCAUGACAAAAAAAAAAGCUUGUGGUACGCAGGAACUUUACAGGUUCAAGCUGUUAUUCGUCCAGUAAUUGUUAGACAUUAGUGGACAUCACACGUGGAAAAGCAGAGUUUGCCAGCAUUGAUUAUGCAAGCUAUCAUAUACCUGUGCUAGCUAGACAUAUGAUUAGAUGCAUGGGAAAAGGGGGAUUUCUCUCGUAGGAAAAGUCUCCAUGUGAGUGGCUUGUGAAGUCGGGAUGCCAGAUGAAGAUGUUUUCUUUGGAAUUGAAUAGGCAACAACUCGCGUGGUGGUUGGACGCUUUAGUACGAUGCUGCGUAGCUGGCUUCUUUGGAAUUUAAGCAAAUCGGCCAUUCCAAAGUCACGGGUAAUUUGAAGAUUUUCUCGUGUUUCGUUCUGCAUGCUCCUCCUUUUUUUCACUGGCGAGUGUAAUGUUAAUGGCUGGAUGAAUGAUUGGUGAUUGGGUCGCUCUCAGACAGGAUAUAAACUGUGAUCCUAUGCCCUUUCAAAGAUUCAAGAGAAGAAUAGACAUCUGGUAACCCACGCUUUUUAGAAAUUGUACAAGGUGGUGAUGUUUUGAUCGUGGCCAAUUAUUUCCCGGUGUCCUUGAAGAGGACAAUCGUUAUCUUAUCACUACUUAUCGUGUUUGCAAUUAUCGUCCUUGCUGCUUUCCGAGCUUGAAAAUACCCCCUCGUGACGUCAUCUGCUUUUUUUUUGCUAGUCUUUCCUGUCCUCCCCGCCUUGUACUAUUACUAUUGAAAUACAUGAAUGUUUCCGUCCCUUCUAGUCUGCACUUCACAUCCGUUCUGUUGCUGGUCAGAUUUAUUUUGAACAUAAAAAUAAAUAAAUAAAUAAAGGCACUGUUAAUA
This is a messenger RNA of Populus nigra (black poplar), 2511 nucleotides long. RefSeq lists its product as uncharacterized. The transcript is spliced from 4 exons. The coding region runs from base 140 to 1642 and encodes 500 amino acids. Gene Ontology annotation, biological process: regulatory ncRNA-mediated gene silencing. Lineage: Eukaryota; Viridiplantae; Streptophyta; Magnoliopsida; Malpighiales; Salicaceae. The record is from RefSeq and is a predicted model, not a curated record.